Molecule: messenger RNA, 2555 nt
Organism: Acomys russatus (golden spiny mouse)
Lineage: Eukaryota; Metazoa; Chordata; Mammalia; Rodentia; Muridae
Gene: Sntb1
Product: syntrophin beta 1
Exons: 8
Coding region: 348-1961 (537 amino acids)
Cellular component (GO): synapse; dystrophin-associated glycoprotein complex; intracellular anatomical structure
Molecular function (GO): structural molecule activity; protein binding
Source: RefSeq, a predicted model, not a curated record
GGGGAAGAACUGAGUAGAGCCAGAGAAGCUUUGGUUUGAAGAAGACUUGGAUCUUGGAGCAACUGAGGGAGGAGGCAGGGAAGUUGACUCAAGAGGAAUGAGUGAGCGCGCCUCGUAAAGGUUGCUCCACCCCGCCCAGGAUCAGGCAAAGGGGAAACCAGCUCCGCGGCUGCCAACUGGCGCCCAGCGCAGCCGCGAACGCCGGGAGUGGAGUCCCAGGUCUUAAGUGAGCGCCGCGGGGCAUUUGCUUCUUCCGCGCCCCGGCGGCCCGAGUCCUCCCACCCUCACCCCCUUCUCCACUUUUACCCCCGUUUGCAAUCACAUGGCAUUUUAAGAAUGCUGGAAAGAUGGCGGUAGCGGCAGCGGCUGUGGCUGCGCCGGCUGGCGGGGGAGGCAGCCGGGCGCAGCGGAGCGGACUGUUGGAAGUUUUGGUGCGGGAUCGCUGGCAUAAAGUUCUGGUGAACUUGAGCGAGGACGCCCUGGUGUUGAGCUGCGAGGAGGGCGCUGCGGCGUACAACGGCAUAGGGACUACCACCAAUGGCUCGUUCUGCAGGGCCUCCGGAACCGGACACCCGGGCACCGGUGUCGCUCAACCCCCGGACUCUCCCGCGGGGGUCCGCACUGCCUUUACUGACCUUCCGGAGCAGGUGCCCGAGUCUAUCUCGAACCAGAAGAGGGGUGUGAAGGUACUGAAACAGGAGCUGGGUGGGCUGGGCAUUAGCAUCAAAGGGGGCAAAGAAAACAAGAUGCCUAUACUCAUCAGCAAGAUCUUCAAGGGGCUGGCAGCAGAUCAGACCCAAGCCCUGUACGUGGGCGAUGCCAUCCUGUCGGUGAACGGAGCGGACCUGCGGGACGCCACCCACGACGAGGCGGUGCAGGCGCUGAAGCGCGCCGGAAAGGAAGUGCUUCUGGAAGUGAAGUACAUGAGAGAAGCCACGCCUUACGUGAAGAAAGGAUCCCCUGUGUCUGAGAUUGGGUGGGAAACGCCUCCACCUGAGUCCCCUAGAUUAAGGGGUGGCUCUACAGACCCUUUGUCAUCUCAGUCCUUCUCCUUCCAUAGAGACCGGAAAAGCAUCCCCCUCAAGAUGUGUUAUGUCACCCGGAGCAUGACCUUGGCUGACCCUGAAAACAGGCAGCUUGAAAUUCACUCGCCAGACGCUAAGCACACAGUGAUCCUGAGGAGUAAGGACUCCACCACAGCCCAAGCCUGGUUCAGUGCCAUCCAUUCCAACGUCAGCGACUUGCUGGCCCGAGUGAUUGCUGACUUCAGAGAGCAGCUGGGGAAGACAGGCAUUGCUGGCAGUCGUGAGAUCAGGCAUCUUGGCUGGCUUGCAGAAAAGGUGCCAGGAGAGAGUGAGAAACAAUGGAAAGCAGCCCUCGUUGUUCUGACUGAAAAAGAUCUUUUAAUCUAUGACAGCAUGCCACGGAGGAAGGAGGCCUGGUUCAGCCCGGUGCAUUCAUAUCCGCUUCUUGCCACCAGGCUGGUCCAUUCUGGUCCAGGGAAAGGAUCACCUCAGGCUGCUAUGGAUCUGUCCUUUGCAACACGAACUGGUACCAAGCAAGGAAUUGAAACACAUCUCUUCAGGGCGGAGACCAGCCGGGACCUCUCCCACUGGACAAGGAGCAUUGUGCAGGGAUGCCACAAUUCAGCCGAGCUCAUCGCCGAAAUCACCACUGCCUGCACCUACAGAAACCAGGAAUGCCGCUUGACCAUACAUUAUGACAAUGGAUUUUCUAUUUCCACUGAGCCUCAGGAGGGUGCCUUUCCCAAGACAAUCUUACAGUCCCCCUAUGAGAAGCUCAAAAUGUCUUCAGAUGAUGGAAUCAAGAUGCUUUAUCUAGACUUUGGUGGCAAAGAAGGAGAGAUCCAACUGGACCUUCACUCCUGCCCCAAGCCGAUCGUUUUCAUCAUCCACUCCUUUCUAUCAGCUAAGAUUACAAGACUGGGCUUGGUGGCCUGAACCGAGAGGCGACUUGCCUUAGGAAAGGAAGCCUGCAGUGCCACAGGAGUGUGACAUCAGGCAGUACACCAGAUGGAGCAUGCUCAGCCCACUUCAUGUCUCAGGAGUCACAUGUAAUAUCCCAGGCUCCUCCAUCAGUUUUGGGAACCUGAAAGGGACACCUUAAAUAAAAUACCACAAGGGACAUGAGAAUGAAACUUGUAGAACAGAGCGUGGUUAAGGAGGCCAGGGCAGAUGAAUAUAUACAGCAUAUCAUUUAAAUAAUGACAGCCAAGGACACAGCCAUUACAACAACGUGAGCAGGUCUGAAUCACACUGGUGUCUAGGUAAGCCAGAGCUGUGCUGUGCAGAUGAGAAAUGGAGAGUUUCACCUAUUCCUCCGAGCCCAGUAACAAUGAGCCCUUGCUUCCUUGCGAUCCAUUUCCUGGUUCAAGUUGAGCUAACUUUCAUCGGCAGGCAAAGACAACAACGAUAGCAACCACCACCUUUUAUUUAAGAGCGAAGCAGCUGUUCCUUAAUUUCCUUAAUGAGUUACCUUUCAGUUGGUACAGAGUGAUUCCUGUUGUUCUCAUGAGCAUAUGCUGAGCAGGAAUG